UGGGAGAGGCGCGGGGACCGAGGAGCCAGGCCGAGCGGGGCCGGAGCCGACCGAGCUGGGCGGGACGGAAUCAUCCCCAGAUGCCUGGCAGUCCCGUGGUGGAUGACUGUGUUUUAAACAGAGUUUUGUGAACAGCCUUUCGCCUUCAGCCAGGAAGAAAGAUGUGGAAAGCCUCUGCGGGCCAUGCUGUGUCCAUCGCCCAGGACGAUGGGGGUGCAGACGACUGGGAAACGGACCCCGAUUUUGUGAAUGAUGUGAGUGAGAAAGAACAGAGAUGGGGAGCCAAGACUGUGCAGGGGUCCGGGCACCAGGAGCACAUCAACAUCCACAAGCUGAGAGAGAAUGUUUUUCAAGAGCAUCAGACCCUCAAGGAGAAGGAGCUUGAGACCGGACCCAGAGCCUCGCACGGCUACGGAGGGAAGUUUGGUGUGGAGCAAGAUAGGAUGGACAAGUCAGCUGUUGGCCACGAGUAUCAGUCGAAACUCUCCAAGCACUGCUCGCAAGUCGACUCGGUCCGGGGCUUCGGAGGGAAGUUUGGUGUUCAGGUGGACAGAGUUGAUCAGUCGGCCGUUGGCUUUGAGUACCAGGGUAAAACAGAGAAGCACGCCUCCCAGAAAGACUACUCGAGUGGCUUUGGCGGCAAGUAUGGUGUGCAGGCGGACCGCGUAGACAAGAGUGCCGUGGGCUUUGACUACCAGGGCAAGACGGAGAAACACGAGUCGCAGAAAGAUUAUUCCAAAGGUUUUGGUGGCAAAUACGGGAUUGACAAGGACAAAGUGGAUAAAAGUGCUGUCGGCUUCGAGUAUCAAGGCAAAACGGAAAAGCACGAGUCGCAGAAAGACUACGUGAAAGGGUUUGGAGGAAAGUUUGGUGUGCAGACAGACAGACAAGACAAAUGUGCCCUUGGCUGGGAUCACCAGGAGAAGUCGCAGCUGCACGAGUCCCAAAAAGACUAUAAGACUGGUUUCGGAGGCAGAUUCGGUGUUCAGUCCGAGAGGCAGGACUCCUCUGCUGUGGGGUUUGAUUACAAGGAGAAACUGGCCAAGCACGAGUCCCAGCAAGACUACUCCAAAGGAUUUGGUGGGAAAUACGGAGUGCAGAAGGAUCGGAUGGAUAAGAAUGCGUCAACCUUUGAAGAUGUGGCGAAGGUAUCCUCUGCUUACCAGAAGACGGUCCCUGUGGAGGCCGCCAACAGCAAGACCAGUAACAUCAGGGCUAACUUUGAAAACCUCGCUAAGGAGAAAGAGCAGGAGGACCGCCGGAAGGCCGAGGCAGAGCGAGCGCAGAGGAUGGCGAAGGAGAAGCAGGAGCAGGAGGAAGCCAGGAGAACACUAGAGGAGCAAGCCAGAGCCAAAAAGCAGACGCCGCCUUCAUCCCCCACUCCUCAGCCGGCUGUGGAGGGGCCUCCUUCCAGCCCUGUGUAUGAGGAUGCGGUCUCGUUGCGGGUGGAGGUGAGCUCCAGAGGCCCCGGCAGCCCUGUGAUCCAGCUAGAGCCCGCAUACAGCAUGGAGGACCACCGCGAGGCCGCUGGCAGCCCACAGGGCACGGCCUACGCCCCCGAGGGCGUCUACGAGACUGCCGACACCCCAGGCCCCUACCAAGGAGAGGAGAACACCUACGAUGAGUAUGAGAAUGACCUUGGCAUUACGGCCAUCGCUCUCUACGAUUACCAGGCUGCGGGUGACGAUGAGAUCUCCUUCGAUCCCGAUGACAUCAUCACCAACAUCGAGAUGAUCGACGACGGCUGGUGGCGCGGGGUGUGCAAGGGCCGCUACGGGCUCUUCCCGGCCAACUACGUGGAGCUGCGGCAGUAGACGCCGCCUUAGCGCCCGCUGCCGCCCCUGCCACACUACAGAUCAUGCCUUUGUUUUUUGUUUUGGGAGCUGGGGAGGGGAAUAUACACAUCGCCUUUAUAUUUAAUACUUCUGCUGAUGCUGAAAAUGUGUAGGCCACAGAAUUUGCUAAUAUAUUGUAAUCAUGUUCCUUAGGAAGACUCGGGUCACUGUUUUUAUGCCUUCAAGGUAUUUUCUUUUCUCUUCUGCCAAAUGACUGUCACGUGAAGCCAUUUCAAGGAACUUCAUUCUCUUGAGGCAAGUAGCCCAGCCUGUUGAUGUUGUACGCAGUCGUGAGCCAUCAGAUGCCCACGGCAGACACGAAGCCUUCUCCUUGAACCCGGGUCGGGGAGCAUCUAGCGGCUCAGUAUUUCCCAAGUUGAGAAUCAAGGUUCAUAGCGAGGAAGUCCAGUAGCUCUCACAUCCAAUGGGAAGCCUUCUCAUACGUGAAUCUUCCAGUUUCGAUGCGUGUGGGGUCUCUGCCCCCCUUUACCCUGAGCAAAAACCCCAGUCUUUCCUCCAGGCCUCCCUUUGCUCUGCCCUCCCCGAUGCCUGGGAUGACGUGUCUCUGUGUUCUCCAGUCUGCUCGUCUCCAGCUCAGCGCCCACAGUUCAUGGCUGUGGGGUUUUAUGAUGAGCCGAAGGGCAGCCAGGCCUGUACUUGGCGGUGGUGGAAACGGCCACUGAGCUGCAGGGCGCAGUGCCUUCUCUCCUGUAGACUGACAGGCGUGUUCUUCCUGGGGGAAGGGAAUAUGCCGUGUUUGCCAAAACAUUGUGUUAGACUACAGUACGAUCUGAUCCAUCACCUUGCUAAAACGAGAUGAAAACGAGUUGUCGUCGGACCAAAGCCCCUCCGUGUGGCUCCUCACGGGUGCUGCUGACCCCUCGUUGGAUGGGAGCCAUGCCUCCUCCCGAGAAGCCAGGCGGCUGACCAGUCACCACGCAGGCCGGGUCAGGUGUGUGCCUCCGGAAGACCUCGUCGUGGCUGUUGCAGGUCCCGGGGGCACCCGGUGACCACGCGCACACAUCUCUUCUGAAACACACUUCUGCAUACUCCUGGCUCCUCCAGAACUGGGGUUUUAUAUGCAAUUUAUUUUAUCUAAAUUUCUGUAGCACACCUCAUAGGUAUGAUUUUUUUAAAUUAAAUAUUCCAAAUAAAGUUUUUGAUCCACUUGCUGCA
Molecule: messenger RNA, 3011 nt
Organism: Loxodonta africana (African savanna elephant)
Lineage: Eukaryota; Metazoa; Chordata; Mammalia; Proboscidea; Elephantidae
Gene: CTTN
Product: cortactin
Exons: 18
Coding region: 162-1814 (550 amino acids)
Biological process (GO): regulation of actin filament polymerization
Cellular component (GO): actin filament; site of polarized growth; plasma membrane
Molecular function (GO): actin filament binding
Source: RefSeq, a predicted model, not a curated record